Messenger RNA from Aspergillus caelatus, 1419 nucleotides. Its product is annotated as NADP-dependent oxidoreductase. The record is from RefSeq and is a predicted model, not a curated record. Lineage: Eukaryota; Fungi; Ascomycota; Eurotiomycetes; Eurotiales; Aspergillaceae. Gene Ontology annotation, cellular component: mitochondrion. Gene Ontology annotation, molecular function: oxidoreductase activity. Bases 186 to 1268 code for a protein of 360 amino acids. The transcript is spliced from 4 exons.
CGCGAGUGGCGUUCAAAAGUUUAUUUACUCAAAGCUUCCAGUGCCAAGGCUUAAGUUGAAAUGUAACCCAGUUCCGAGCUCUGUCGUCAUUUUGCUCUUUCUUUAAAAUACGUGACUGCAUCUCAAAGUCAGUUCUAGCUCGUCUUCUCUUUCUUCAAUAACUCCCUUGUCAAACUGUUGCCGAAAUGCUAUCGAUCAACAUCCCUUCCUACUCCGACCCGUCCGGGUACAUACUUUCCGAGCUACCAGAACCGGAAAUCACCGACUCAAAAGACGUGAUCAUCAAGGUCCAUGCGGCCAGUGUGAACCCGGUUGAUCUGAAAAAGGCAGAAGGUGUUCUAAAAGCAGCACUCAAAGACACGUUCCCCUACAAGAUUGGAUACGAUUGUGCCGGCAUAGUGACCAAAACUGGGCAAAGUGUAACCCGAUUUAAACCCGGCGAUGAAGUCUACGUUCGGCUACCAGAGUCACAUCGUGGAACAUGGAGUGAAUAUGCUAAAUGCCCGGAAGAAUUCAUUGCUCUGAAGCCACCAUCUCUGUCUUUCGAGAGCGCAGCCGCCAUUCCACUGGCAGCAACAACGGCCUUCCAGGCACUACAGAAGUAUAAUGGUGACCUUGCAGGGAAAACUGUAUUUGUGCCUGCAGGACUAGGUGGGACGGGUCUAUAUGCAUGUCAAUUAGCAAAGCAUGUUUUCCAUGCCGGCAAGGUGAUCACGACGGUGUCAACGUCUAAAAUCCCUAAAGUAGACGAACUGUUAGGAAAGGGAACUGUUGACGAGAUCAUCGAUUACACGAAGUCCGAACCAAAGGAUGCUAUUCCACACGGCUCAGUUGACUUUCUGUUUGAUACUGUUGGCCUUGCCAUGGAGUAUCUAUGUCUGAUGCGGCCGAAAACCAGCCGGAUUAUCUCAAUCUCAACCUUGCCAUCGGGAAAUCUGCUACAGGACUCGUCAGUCAUGAGACUUCCUCAUCGCCCGACUCUACCCUUCAUCUACAAACAAGCUUUAAAUCUGCUUGAUGCCGCCCGUAAGCUACGAGCACGACGGUACGGCGUGGAGUACUCGUAUAUGUUCCUGGAGCCUAGUGGGAAAGACCUGGAUCUCUUACGCGAAUAUGUCGAGAAGGACCUGUUGAAGCCAGUGGUUGGCACUACAGCUAAUAUGUGGGACAUCGAGGAAGUGCGAAAAGCCUGUCAGGUUGUGUACAGCAAUCGCGGUGGUCUGGGGAAGGUGGUUAUCAACGUUGUCAAGCCCGAAAAUCUGCAAUAGCCUCACCCCACCUCGUAGUGGCUAUUCUCAGGCAUGAUUUUUUAGAUUCCUUUUCUGGUCUCUCGUUUGGGGUUAUUCUUGUUCAUUAUGUACUAUAUUAAUAUGUUAAAGAACGUACCACCUAAUCUACAUGUUUUGGAUCCUGCUGUCA